This is a messenger RNA of Chara braunii, 1991 nucleotides long. NCBI's taxonomy places the organism in Eukaryota, Viridiplantae, Streptophyta, Charophyceae, Charales, Characeae. The record is from the annotation of a GenBank genome assembly.
UACCACGGCAACACCCAACAUAUGGUCCAAGAGUUUGAUAUGAUCCUACAGACUCCCAAAUUAGAGUGAGACAGGGUGAAGCCAGGGCUCAGUAUCGACUUGGACUGUGCUAUAUGUCAGGCAGAGGAGGCGUUAUUCAGGAUUACAUGAAAGCAGCAGAACUUUUCAAGCUCAGUGCAGCACAGACUGAGGCAGAUGCUCAAUUUGAACUCGCAAAAUGUCAUGAGCUUGGCAUGGGUGUUCCUCAAGACAAGGCUCAGGCUUUUGAGUAUUACAGAAAAGCUGCUGAGCAAGGACAUGCAAAAGCACAGUUUCAUCUGGGGUGUUGUUACAGGGACGGUUAUGGUGUCGCGAAGAAUCUGGAACGAGCUCUUCACUGGUACAUGAAGGCAGCAGAGCAAGAGUUACCUGCGGCUGCAUACCAACUUGCUGUUUGUUACGACGAGGGCCAGGGAGUUGCGCAAGACACAAGCGAAGCUGUGAAAUGGUACCUGAAGGCUGCAGAACUCGGGGACGUCGAUGGCAUGUAUAAUCUGGGGGCCUGCUAUUCCACAGGGCAAGGGGUAGAAAAGAACGUGGAAGAAAGUGCGGCCUGGUUUGUGCGUGCUGCGGAGCUGGGAGAUGCCAAGAGUCAGUGCAGCAUUGGGCUUUGCUAUGAAGCUGGGGAAGGGGUCACAGCAGACAUGGCGAAAGCCGUUCAAUGGUACAGGAGAGCAGCUGAACAAGGGCAUGCAGAGGCGGAGUUCCGACUGGGCUUCUGCUAUGAGCGAGGGGACGGGGUCGCCAGAGAUGUGGGACAGGCAGCUUAUUGGUACAGAAGAAGUGCAAAUCAGGGCAAUCGGACAGCACAGUUUCGGAUGGGUGAGUGCUACCGCAAAGGAGAGGGCGUCGAUCAGGAUACUGUGCAUGCAGUCAAAUGGUAUAGGAAGGCAGCGCGAGGUGGCGACCCAGAGGCUCAGCACCGGCUAGGGAUUUGCUACGACAAGGGGCAGGGGAUUCAGCAGGACUUUGUCCAGGCAGCAGAUUGGUACCAUAAGGCUGCUGAACAAGGAUUAGCCAAGUCCCAGAUCAGUCUGGGACUCUGCUAUCUCAGAGGCCAAGGCGUAAUGAAAGACAAGGUUCUGGCCGCGAAGUGGUUUCGUAAAGCAGACGAGCAGGUGCAGUUAAAUCAAAUGAUCGACUCCGAAGAAGCCCAUCGGCUCCAGCCUGAGCUGAAAGUGCUGUCCUUUGAGAGGAGGGUUCAAGUAGCAGAGGGUAUGAUUAACAGGUACAUUGGAAGGCAGUCGUGGGAGGAGUCAGGCCCAUGGGAGAGAGCGAAAGACGAUAUACGCCGCGAUUCCCGCCUCCUCCAGUACUUCAAGUACUUUCAGCAGAAGAUGAGUGAUGUGUUUAUCAGCGCGAAGGCAGCCAUGGGAGACCGACUCGUCAUUCACGCCCGGUACGAUGGCUCAGGUGCCAUCUCUCAUGCCCUUCCCAGCGCACCGUCAUCUGCAGCUGCAGACCACAUCCACCCAUCCACCUCCACCCCCGAGGGCACCAUCGAUGGUCGUAUGCCGCCACCAGCAGAUGCAUCCAGUUGUCAUCUCAUUCACCGUGUUUCGCCAGAAAAGAUCACAAGGCUAGCCCCCAACACAACUGUCUUUGAGUCCGUAUGCGAAGGGGUGGCCCUUGUCCUGUUGAAUCACCGCAAGAGACAGCUGUCGCCGCCGGUGCGGGAUAUCGAUGGCAUCGAAAGGGCCUUUCACAAUCGAUCACGACAGUGCAUUGCAUGCGAAGACAUCGAUCCGGAUAUACAGGAGCUGGUGGAGGAGGACAUUGGCAAGAUACUAGAAGCUGUAGAGAAAGAUCUGAUCUUGGGAGAAAUCACUGAUCUUGAUGGGAAACUUCUCCGGUCAGAGUUCAUUGCCGCCGCCCUCGAGAAAUCCCGGUAGUGAGUUUUUUUCUCUCACCCUCUGAAAACCCGUUCUCUUUCCUCUUGCACCUCGACUAGC